AUGCUCUCCAACCCUGAAGUUGCAAGGGGCACCGUGAACUUUGCCGCACAGAACUUUCAGUACCAACAGCAAUUUUCUGCUCCGGAGCAGGCUCUUAGCGCAGCAGGUAGGAACUGGCCGCGCUGCUUUCUUUUGUUAUCGGGCAUCUCAAUGGGUCUCGUGAUUGCCAGUUCAAUUAUUGAUCUCAUUACACUUAGCAUUGGCAUUUCAACAAUCUUUUUAAAUGUUUACCUCAUAGUAUUGUGUUUCUUCGCCCUUACUGCGGAGCUUCGCCAAGUAAAAUGCCUGCGCAGCCUCAUAUACACCUGGAUGAAAUAUCUUUACUUUUUGACGACGUACACAGGGAGGGCUUUUUUUUAUAUUUUUCUGGGAACCCUUGCGUUCGGAGGCGGCAUCUGGAACUAUGUGGCGGCAAGUGUGGCGGUUGCUCUUGGUAUCCUCAUGUUUUUUGUGAACCUUUCCGUCGAGUUGCCAAAGUAUGUGGACCCGGAAGUGCUGCACGAGGAGGCUGGGCGACGGGAGGCGUUGGGUGGUGUGAAUCAGACCCCUUUUUUUUCGACAUCUGGCCAAGCUGUCACCGACCGUUUCAGCAAUGCCACUAUGAAUGUCUCUUUGGCUGCCACUACGGGUUACCAGCCACCAGGCAUUAACGAGGGUCCCAAUGCACUUUAG
Messenger RNA from Trypanosoma rangeli, 672 nucleotides. RefSeq lists its product as uncharacterized. Bases 1 to 672 code for a protein of 223 amino acids. The record is from RefSeq and is a predicted model, not a curated record. NCBI's taxonomy places the organism in Eukaryota, Euglenozoa, Kinetoplastea, Trypanosomatida, Trypanosomatidae. The transcript has a single exon.